GUCAUUUGUCUACCGACCACAAUGUUUACCGGCUUUUGUGCAAACUUAUCUUGCCGUUGUAGGUACUGCCUAGUUUGUCUAAUGUCUGCGGUAAUACCACCCUGUAUCGUUAUAGCUGCCGAUGCACCGGUCCGUUUGUCAAUUAUUCCGUUAUAGUAUCUUAUGUCUGUUAUAACGCCGUUUGCCGUACCGUCUCCAGUUCCACCGUUAUAGCCCUGUGUGUCUAUCCCAUCGUUCACUGUUGUGUGUAUAUCACACUGUUAAUAUGUCCUGUAUCCCUUUUGUUCCGUCGUUAAACGUGACAAGUGCUACCGUCCUGUGCCGCAGUUAUACCGACGUCUCUCGUGUCCAGCCCUCAUCCUGCCCUGUGUCUCUACUCUCCUGUCCUCACUCCUCCCCGUCCUGUGUUCAGUUGCCGCUGUCAGAUUGGAUCCUGUUUCUAAUGCUGCGGUUGUGCCCGUUCCACCCUCCCACUCCAAAUCCCAGAAGAAUUGUAACGCAUCAGCUCUCGGUGGGCACUGUAAAGAGUGUUACCCAACCCCUGAUCCGUCUCGCCCACCAGCGAACGUCGCACCGGCACAUCCCUAUAGACACAUAUACCGCCGGAAUUUAAUAACGCAACAAUGUGUGGUACUGCGUCCUUUGGGAUCCAUCCAGAGUCCGGCCCCGUCCGCCGACCAAUCAGCGCGGCCGCUCGGUGGGCCGGACCGUGACGUCACGGGCAUCCGGCGCAGAUCGACCGAACGGCGGCGGGUCUGCCGGUCUCCAGACCCCCGCCGGCGGCCGACAGGUGACCACCACAGACCCGUACUCUGAUCCGGCUCAGACCGGCUCCAUCCGGUGCGUACCGACCGAGUUACAGCACCGCAGCGGCGUCCCGUCACCCGCCCUCCCCAGCUGACCGGAGAGGCGCCGACCUCAGUCCCACAGCUCAUCCCGUGCCGACCGCAGCUGACCGAGCAGCGCUGACAGCUCUCAGCACGUCCAACACCCCCUCGCACACCAUGGAGCACAUCGAGGAGUUCAAGGCGCCGCCGAAGGUGACCAGCCUGACCCAGCUGGUGGAUGAACUACACAGGGUGUUCUCCUGCGAUCGCGUCAACGUCGACUACGUGAAGCGGCUGAUGGAGGGCUACGUCUCCAACCCGGAGGACUGGAGGAAGUACGCCAAGCGCGACAAGUUCAAGUACACCCGGAACCUGGUGGACUCGGGUAACGGCCGGUUCGACAUCAUGCUGCUCUGCUGGCCGGAGAGUAUCGCCUCCACCAUCCACGACCACACCGACGCCCACUGCUUCAUGAAGGUACUGCAGGGAGAGCUGCAGGAGAUCCGCUAUAAGUGGCCCACCGAUGAGACCCCGAAUAACGGCAUGGAAGAGCUGGGCCGCACGCGACUGCCGCUCAACGGAGUCUGCUACAUCAAUGACUCGCUGGGUCUGCACCGCGUGGAGAACCCGAGCCACUCGGAGAGGGCUGUCAGCCUGCACGUGUACGUGCCGCCGUUCACCACGUGUCAGGCGUUCGACCAGCGCACGGGGCGCACGCAGAAGUGCCGCGUCACCUUCUGGAGCAAAUACGGCAAACGCAUCACGUACCAGCCGAGCAUGGACAACUCGGCGCCCCCUGAUGUGCACACAAUCCAGUACAACUGCCCGCUGGAGAAGACGUGCGGCGAACGGCCGCGGCUCACCAGGCAACACGAGGCCAUCCAGGAGUGAGCGCCGGGGGGUGGUCGAGGAGUUAGGGUCGUGAGGUGAUCGAGGAGUUAGGGACGUGAGGUGAUCGAGGAGUUAGGGUCGUGGAGUGACCGAGGAGUUAGGGUCGUGAGGUGAUCGAGGAGUUAGGGUCGUGAGGUGAUCCGAGGAGUUAGGGCCAUGAGGCGGUCGAGAAGUUAAAGGUCCCGAGGUGAUCUAGAAAUGAGCGUUGUAUGUACAUACGACCAUCCACGAGUGAGCGCAGUGAAGUGAGCGGCUCCGGCCGCCAGAGGGCACACACGACAUUCCUCGGGGUUCACCGGACCGCUGCACUGCUGGGGCACCGCGGGACUGUGAUCGGUGACCACCUCUGUCUUUUUACUACCACCUCUGUGCCCUCUGUUGUUCAGCAGAACGCUGGUUUGCUGUGGUCCCCUGAUUUUACCAGUAUCACAGAAGUGAGCCGAACUGGGGUUUCCCGGGCCCGGCUCGGGAAGGUGAUCCCCCGAGGUUGUGGCUGUGGGGGCUCCGAUUUUAGGCUCCGAUAACUGCAGGUCUGAAACACCCGCAUCGAAAUGCACAGCCGAGCUUGCCACGACGAAUAUAUAUUUUUUGAAACAGGUGACCAUGAGUUGUGCGUUUUAUCGUUUAGAUGUUUCGGCGUCAAAGCUAAAGACAUUAUUCAGCAGCCUGCUCGAAUAAUGUCGCUCGGUUUUGGGACCGGGCUCGUUUGUGUAAGAUGUCGCCAAACUUUCAAGCGUUGUCGGUUACUGGUGUGUGUUUUACGAUAACAGUUACCAUGACAUGAAUGUUGCACUUGUCUAAGUGAUAACUGAUUCGACUUGGAUUCGCCAUUGUACUGUGAUUAGUGUCUGUGUCUGCUCGUUGCAUGCGCCAUGACUCCACGUUUGAUGUGCUUAUCCAUAUACUUCAUACGUAUUCCAAAUCACUUAACAGCACUCUUACUAGCUACUUCUUACGAACUAUUCUCUUCUCUCCUGAAUAACCAACGACUCGUAGUAUCAAACACUGUGCCUACAACGCACCACUACUCCGUUCUCUCUCUCGAACAGUCUGAUGACUGAAUGUGUGGUGAUAGUGGGUGCCUUCUCUCCCCCUCAGUCCUCGGUCCUCCCCUCUCUGUCCUGUGAUGUUCCAACACGCAGGACUUCACGCUCAGGCGGCGGCCGGGCGGCUGUGGUCCUUGUGGUUUAUGUGUGUUUUACGUCAGACUGGCGUGGGGGGAGGGUGUUCCGCCCGACCGGAGCCCGGCCCACCGGACAGGACCCCCGCCUGGUCGGUCGGAUAGAUUCCAGGCACACUGUGUCGGGCGGUCCCUGUUUAUACAGCGUACCAGUCUCCGGCCGGGUACCCUUGUUUAUAGCUGGCUAGUUUAAGGAGGGGUUGUGGCAGCCUUUCGCUCGGAGCAGGCGGAGGCUGCGCCCCAAAGCGUUGCAGAGACGCUUGUGUCGUGUUGUAUGCUCUAAGAUUUCAUGGGUAUGUGCAAUAUAAUUAAGGACGUGUC
Molecule: messenger RNA, 3219 nt
Organism: Amphibalanus amphitrite
Lineage: Eukaryota; Metazoa; Arthropoda; Thecostraca; Balanomorpha; Balanidae
Product: cysteine dioxygenase type 1-like
Exons: 5
Coding region: 1005-1718 (237 amino acids)
Biological process (GO): L-cysteine catabolic process
Molecular function (GO): cysteine dioxygenase activity; ferrous iron binding
Source: RefSeq, a predicted model, not a curated record